CCGUUGCUAAACAAAAGCCAGGCACCGCGAUCAGGACUGGAGGCGACGGCGUCCACGGUGAAGGAAAGCAACUCUGCCCCUCAGAACUCCGCCAGACUUUUUUUUUUUUGGAACUUCGUGGAAAAGCAACCAUGGCAGAGAUGUACCCGGACGAGAGUAUUUAUAACCUCAUACCUCAGGAUGAGAUCAAGGCGGCCAAAAUGCCGAGAUACACAUCAAGGUUUCGAGGCAUGGUGAAGGAGGAGAUGCAGAAGAACAGAGCUCUGAAUAAAACAAUGGGGCCAGCAAAAGUAGACGUGCCUUCCCCAGAGAAAUUCCUACAAAAGCAGUCAAAGGAGCUUAAAGAAACAGAAAGAGGCAAUAUUCUUGAUUUUACAGAGAAACCCUUUCAAUAUGAGGACUACGACAGACGGAAACCUCCAAUACCUGCCCGAACAGACAAACCGGUAAUGGGAAUCCAGACCAAGAAGAACUUCAUCAAUUCAAAUGCCGUUGAAAUAAUGAUGGCUGUUCCAAAGAAGCCUAAGCCAAUUUACGUCGACACCAAGAGAGGAGACAAACAACUUCUGGAUACUUCUGGACUUGUUCCAAAAUUCGUCCACAAAAAGGACUUUGGAGAGACCCCAGAGUACCUCGUAAGACGUAACGAGGAGACGAGAAGAGCUCAUGAAGAAUAUGAAGCCUAUGUCAAGGAGAGACUCAGACAGGGUGCAAUGAAGCAGUUCUCCGAUGAAGAAAGACAGACGGUCCUGCAGGGUCUCAAAAAGAACUGGGAAGAGCUCAGCCAGCAGUAUCAGGGUCUCUCAGUGGUGAUCGACACAGUGCCGAAGAAGAUCCGCAAAGAGCGCUUGGAGAAUGAGAUGAAACAGCUGGAGAAGGACAUCGAGAUGAUCGAGAAGCACAAAACCAUCUACAUUGCAAAUAAUUAAUCUUCUACAGGUCAAUCCAUCCAUGGAAGAAUUUGGAAAACCUGCAAACCGAAGAGACAUUUGUACACCGAAAUGUGUGACGCUGUCCAACAUGACUAAUUUGGGUUGAUUAUUUAUAAAACUUUAAAGUUUACUCCACCUGUAGCAAACUCUUUUAUUCCUUAUAGCCUUUCAGCUACCUCUAAGGGGAGGUCCUGGAGAUCCCUUCAGAUGAUGUCCACAAAGCAUCUUCUUGAAAUUAUGGAGGGUCUGGCAAUAAAGAUGGCUUGUUGA
This is a messenger RNA of Erpetoichthys calabaricus (reedfish), 1202 nucleotides long. RefSeq names its product enkurin, TRPC channel interacting protein (gene enkur). The record is from RefSeq and is a predicted model, not a curated record. NCBI's taxonomy places the organism in Eukaryota, Metazoa, Chordata, Cladistia, Polypteriformes, Polypteridae. Gene Ontology annotation, molecular function: calmodulin binding. Gene Ontology annotation, cellular component: acrosomal vesicle. The transcript has 5 exons. Bases 132 to 929 code for a protein of 265 amino acids.